This is a messenger RNA of Dinoponera quadriceps, 2623 nucleotides long. RefSeq lists its product as uncharacterized. NCBI's taxonomy places the organism in Eukaryota, Metazoa, Arthropoda, Insecta, Hymenoptera, Formicidae. Bases 264 to 2099 code for a protein of 611 amino acids. The transcript has 9 exons. The record is from RefSeq and is a predicted model, not a curated record.
AAAAGUAUAGAAAGUAUGAUUGGUUAUACGUUGCGCGAAGAAUACGUGCCAUGGGACGCCGCCCUUAUCAAUUAAUUUAGUGUUUUACGCUCUUGCCGUAUGACAAAUGCGAUACACCUGAAGGAGUGCGUCAUAUACAUGAUUUCAAAACUAUGCGAAGAUAGGGCGUGUGUUUUAGAUUUGCCUCAAAUUCGUUAGCUCAAUUGUUACUGCCUGUAAACAAAGAAAUUUGUUGUUUUCAUUUUUUUAAAUGAUAUAAUAAAAUGAAAAGUUUAUCAUACAUACUGCCACUCGUGACGUGCCUUGCAUGGCAUGUUGCUGCUAUAGCUCAGAAUAUAAGUUACAAUGACAUUCCACUGGUCAUCAGAGGAUCUUGGUUUUCAUGGGAAAAUGGCAGAAAUACCAGAACAGUAUUAGAUGCCAAUAGCAUGACUGAGCGUGGUACAUUUGUAGAGUUGUUAUACGAACCGAAUUCCAAUUAUACAAUUGUAUUUCGUAGUAACAACUGUUACCACUGUGUAAAAUUUCUUGUUAGAACAGUAAAUAUCCUAGAAAAACUUGAAGUAAGUUGUGUGAAUGUUCCUGAUGGAAUAAAACCUUCAGUGGGUUAUGUUUGCAAAGGUUUAAGUGCAAAUCAACAACUGAUAACAUUAUUUUCGGAACAUUUUUCACCCAUGAAUUGCAGAUCAUCUCUAGAAGGAGUUUGGCAGUUUACUUAUCAAAACCGAUUCCGAUUUACGGGCGAGUGUAAUAAUCCAGAUGCGUAUAUAAAGUCUUGUCAAAGUCCAGGAAAUCAAUUUUUCAUAACUAAUCAGAAAUUCAACAUUACCUACAAGAAAUGCGCUGAGAUGAAAGGAACUUUUGAUGGAUUGGUAGAGUACACUUGCUUGGGUGAUUGGUUUGUGGGCAAGAAUCACUUCUUCGCUGUAGCAAAUACAAAGGAAUCCCGGGACGAUGAAAAGUACAGAUGCUUCUUAAGGAAUCGUGAUGACGACUUGUACAUCGGUGUAUCUAUCACUGCGGAGUGUAAUACCCUUAAAACCGUUGAAAAAAGCCCUGAACGUUUAAGAAUUACUCCAGUCAAGUCUGAAACAGUCGAACCAGGUUGCCGUUUACCUCAAGAUAUGUACGGGGAUUGGAUCAACACUGCUAACAUUGAAGCGGACGUUACCAUCAACGAAACGCACAUCGUUGAGACUUGGCAUCCAGAUACUGGACGUUAUCGGCACACGAUUUACAUUUGCCGCGAGCAAAGAGGUACAAGAAUAAUGAUGGCAAGAUUGGCGGUAGAUGGAUGUCAAACGGAUUACAUAUGUUUUGAUUUCGUGCGACGGCACCAUAACGUUAUCAGAUUCCGAAAAGGUCAAGCGGUGAUUAAGGACGAUUUUCAUACAGUAUGCUCCUGGGUCCAAUUUACUAAUGAACAUGAUUGGAAAUACGACCUAUUUUUAGCGCAAAAACCCGUCCCAAUACGUUGCCCGGUAGCUGGCAAAUAUAUGUUCAAACAGAAGGGGGAUGUCCUCUUUGAGACUAGGAUUCUAGGUGGCGUCACCAAGUCUCCGCGCCCGAACAUUUAUUGUAAACAGAAUAUUUCUGACUUCUCAGUCUGCAGUACUGACCAAAAAGAGAUUGCCAUCGACGAGACGUAUUGCUUGUCAGUAGAUCACCUGGGGAAACCAGUCGAUAUUUAUAGUGAUCCGGACUAUGUGAUGAAAUGCAUCGGAUACUGGAAGGAGAACCUAAAAUCAUAUUUAAUAACGUACGACGAGUUAGAUCCUAUCAGCAGAUAUCGCUGCUGGGUGUACCAGCGGGCUGAUUUGAACCGAGUACUCAUGUCUCAAUCCACUGGUCCAUUCUGCUCACUCAAUCAAGACGUUACGAGUAAUAAUCACGAGGAAGGCGCCUCGGUUGCCCUGGAGUUACAAGAAUACGAGCGAGAACGUGACCAAUGUCCGAUGCAUUUCGACGAUGGAUCCAAUCCUUGGGUUCAAGCAGAGAACUUCAUUCAUGUCUUCCAUUUUGGAAACAGCGCUAAUAUAAAGAGCCAUUUCUCAUUCAUGUUCAUUAUAUUAUUAGUAUUUUGUUCUAUGAACAUGUAAAUCAUUCUAUUUGUAUAAGAAGCAAUUUUUUUAUUCUCGUAAAACUUAACUAUACACACUUUAAAAUGAAACAAACCGUCCCAUAUAUUCUAAGUCACUCGCAAUGGUUAGUUUAGCAUUAACACUAAACGUAUUCCGUCCAUUUUGUAAUUAUGUGGUAAAAUACGUGCCUUAAACUACUGAUAAGAUAUUGUAAAAGAUAGUGUGAAGAUACUAUUUUCAAGACCUGCUGCUCGAUGAUUAUAUCGUCAAGAUAUGGCUAACUAAAAAUGUUAUAGAAAUAGUUUAUCGAACUUUACAGUUCGUCACCAGAUUUUAUCAAAAGAUCAAUUUAUUACAAGUCCGGAAAAUUGUGAAUUAAAAAAUUCGAUAUUUUAUAUUACAGUUUUACUAUAAUAUAUACAUAUAUAAUAUAUACAUUAUGUUUGUAUGUAUUAGCAUAUGAAUCUAUUAAUACGUCUUUCUAAUAUUUCAUCUGUGCUCGAACACUCUUAUCUUUGAUAAUAUAUAUUUAAGUACACUGA